Molecule: messenger RNA, 666 nt
Organism: Ostreococcus tauri
Lineage: Eukaryota; Viridiplantae; Chlorophyta; Mamiellophyceae; Mamiellales; Bathycoccaceae
Product: BRCT domain
Exons: 1
Coding region: 1-666 (221 amino acids)
Source: RefSeq, a predicted model, not a curated record
AUGUCCCCCAAACCCCUCACCGGCGUCCGCGCUUUCGUCGCCGUGCGCACGAACGACGGCGUGGACUGCUCGGGCGUUUUCGCCUCGAAACUCGUGAAAAUGGGCGCGAAAACGUUCAAGGAUCGUCUAACGAACUCUUUGACGCACAUCGUUUUUCGAGCUGGAAACGACGCCGAGGGGUUACCACGUCUCCGUCGACGCAUGAAAGACGCGGGAUGCGAGUCUGCUUUCAUCGUCACGCCGUCCUGGAUCACCGCGUGCGAACGCGCGGGGUCGAGAGCGAAAGAGAAGGAACAUCUUGUGCCCGGCGCGGAGAGCGAGCGAGACGCGCAUCCGCGCACGCCGCUGAGUCGAUGGUCGAGCGUGGAGAAGCCCCCGGGGAGCGGGAAGACGCCGAGGAAUAACAAACGUCCGAGAGAGGUUGAAAAAGUUGAUUUAAAACGCUACGAUUCGGACGUCAGACUCAUGGCGGCGCAGGCGAAGGAGAUGGAUGAAGAGGCGAAGACGCGCGAGAAGUCGAAGCGGACGUUCGCUGACGUCGUCGCGGACGAAGAGACAUCGAAGAAACGACGGAAGAAGACGAACGAUGGAGAGGUGGAAUACGUAUCUUCAAAGGGUGAGAACGACGCGCGCGUCGCGAACGCGAACGGAUUAUCGUCCUCGUGA